UCAAAGAUUCUGAAUUGGGUAAGUGCUAAAAAUUAGAAAAAAAAAGAGAAAGAUAUGAAUUCCAUAAAGGAUACAGUUUCUGAGAAGCUUUCACGUCUUUUUUCUGAUUCUCCUUCUAAAUCUUCAGAUCAACAACCUCAGGCCAGGCCAUACACCAAAGAGGGAAGAUCUUUAUCAUCUGUACUUUCUAUCUUUCUACCGUCAACGAGUUUUAGUAAGUUCAAAGGUGAAGAUGAUGUCAAGUCGCUUCAAUCACAUUCUUUUACGUGGAGAAGUAAAAGUUUCUCAUGGCGUGAUAGACCUUUGGAGAAAUACGCAGAAUGUGAUGAUCAUAAUGAUCACAUGGAAGAAGGUGAAAAUGGCUUGAUCAGGAGUUCAAUUGGUGUGUUGAACGAAUCGUUCUAUACACCUAGGUGUAAUGAAGAACCUAAUUCUGCAAGGAGCGUCGCCAGUGGUUUUGAACCUUUCGAAGAUGCGCCUGAUGGAGACAGUUUAGAGCAGUCCAUGCCUAAUCUCGUUGAUGAUUCUGUCUUCAUUUCUCCGGACUUGUAUGAUUUUUUCCAGUCUUCUCUCCCUAAUAUAGUGAAAGGCUGUCAAUGGUCCUUGUUGUAUAGCACCGCGAAACAUGGUAUAUCACUUCGUACGCUAAUUCGCAUGAGUGCUAAUUCUUCUGGUCCUUGCUUGCUGAUUACCGGCGAUAAGCAAGGUGCUGUAUUUGGUGGGUUGCUUGAGGCACCACUCAGGCCAACCGCGAAGCGGAAGUACCAAGGAACAGUUCAGUCAUUUGUAUUCACAACUGUAUAUGGUGAACCAAGGCUAUUCAGACCUACGGGUGCCAACAGAUAUUUUUACUUAUGCAUGAAUGAAAUCCUGGCACUUGGAGGAGGUGGACAUUUCGCGUUAUGUUUGGAUGGAGAUCUGUUAUCUGGUAAUAGUGGACCUUGUGAUACGUUUGGGAACUUAUGCUUAGCACAUGAUGAAGAGUUUGAGUUGAAGAAUGUUGAGCUGUGGGGUUUUACACAUGCAUCUCGAUACCUUACCUCGUAACAAGCCUGAAGUG
This is a messenger RNA of Solanum verrucosum, 1060 nucleotides long. RefSeq lists its product as uncharacterized. The transcript is spliced from 8 exons. The record is from RefSeq and is a predicted model, not a curated record. NCBI's taxonomy places the organism in Eukaryota, Viridiplantae, Streptophyta, Magnoliopsida, Solanales, Solanaceae. The coding region runs from base 55 to 1047 and encodes 330 amino acids.